AACAUCAAAUUAACCAUUGGAUAUCUGGCCUCUAUUCUUGCACCUAUUCUUGCAUCUAUUCUUGUACCUACUCUUGCAUCUAUUCUUUCCUCUAAUACUAAAUACCAAUAUUUUACAAAUGCAUUUGCAUAUAAAUAUAUGAUAAUAAAUAAAGACCCAACUCCAAAUCGAUCAACUGUUUGUGAUGCUGCUGCAAAAGAAUAG
Racocetra persica is the source of this 204-nucleotide messenger RNA. NCBI's taxonomy places the organism in Eukaryota, Fungi, Glomeromycota, Glomeromycetes, Diversisporales, Gigasporaceae. The record is from the annotation of a GenBank genome assembly.